This is a messenger RNA of Pseudomassariella vexata, 1394 nucleotides long. RefSeq lists its product as uncharacterized. NCBI's taxonomy places the organism in Eukaryota, Fungi, Ascomycota, Sordariomycetes, Amphisphaeriales, Pseudomassariaceae. Gene Ontology annotation, molecular function: oxidoreductase activity; flavin adenine dinucleotide binding. The record is from RefSeq and is a predicted model, not a curated record. The transcript is spliced from 8 exons. The coding region runs from base 1 to 1200 and encodes 399 amino acids.
AUGAACAGCGGUGGGACGACUGGAUGUGUCGGAGCCGGUAGAUUGGCGGCAGACUCCAGUGUGAAAGUGGUGGUUAUUGAAGCAGGCCAACACCAUGAAGAGCUAAAGAAUGUACACAGGGCUGGAGGAUUUAUUCAGCUCUUCGACAAAGAGACGGACUGGACUAUCGUUUGCGAGAAGGGCGCUUCUAUUGAUGACCGCCAGGUUGAAAUAUUCCACAACAAGUCAUGGUACCGCUGCUCCAAAAAUCCCCAUGGAUACGGUCCUCUUCGUAUAGAGCCACACGACUUAGCUUCUAUUUCAGAUCUGGUCCUGGAUUCGAUGGUCUCGAGGGGGUUUAAUCUGGAGGUACGACAUGUUCUCUCAUGGAGAGAAUCCCCACGGAUGCGGAAACGUACCCCAAGGGUUCUCCUUGAGAGAGACUCUGAUGGCGAGCUACGAGCCGCCGGUGUACUAGUCGGCAAUCCAGCUGGGACGAUAGCCAGACUAACGGCCACCAAGGAGCUCAUCGUCAGCAGUGGCAUAGGUGCCAAGAAAGAACUCGAGGCCCACGAUAUUGAUACCAUCAUUGAUAUUCCAGGGGUUGGAAAGAACUUGAUGGACCAUCUAAUCGUCUCAUCACCGCGGGAGCCGGGCCGCGACCCGAUGGGCUUGACAUCCAAAAAGCCUCAUAUUGAUUUUUGGAACACGAAAUACUAUUUGGGGCCGAAGCAGUUCGACUAUUUCCUAAUCGAUCACGAGUACGCCUUCAGUAUGGUAGCUGAGCUGUUCUCUCCGGUCACAAGGCACCUUCAAGCUAGGAGCGCUGAUCCUCUAGAAGGGCACAAGGUCGACUUCAACUAUCUGGCCGAUCUUUUGAAUGUCGAGGUUCUGGCUGAGGCAUGCCGCUUCGGCAACGAGGUUGUCAUGGAGGGAGAGGGCACACGAGAUUUCGUGACGAUCUCAUGGCCGCCGAACCUGACACACAAGUACACGACCUGGGAGGGUUGGGUACCAUACGUGAAGGAAAAUUCCACGACUUGUGGGAGUUUUCCUUUUGUGUUAUCAUGCCAUGCCGCUAAAAGGUGUGCCAUGGGCAGAGCGAACGAUCCUACGACGGUCGUGAAUGAAUUUCUGCGCGAAGACCUUACCCGCCCGUCAAGCUCGGUAUUACUCAACAGCGUCGUCGUCUUCUCAGAAGAGAGGUAUGCGCAGUCCUAGACUAGACUAACUCUGACAAGCGCGACCAUUUCAUUAGUAGAACGUAUAAGCUGGUAUCUAAAAUCUAAUGUGGCUGGUAAAUUAGCAUUCAGUUGCUACCGUAGUAGGAAUAUUGGUAGGUUGCGAAUACAGCUGUCCCCAAGGAACUAGGACGUCCCGUACAGGGAUCCAUAUAGUGUUCUUUACAAUUGUAG